CUUAUUCACCGUUUAACAAUCUACGCUGACCACGGGAAAAAGAAUGACACCAUAACAGCCGGCCGUCAUAAUCAUCCAUCAUGCCAAACAGCAGCAGGACCCUGGACGAUUUUACUGUUCCGGAGGAAGUGCGGGAGAUGGUGACGCAGCACCGUCCGCGCAUUGAGCACCUCUUUGGAGUAGAGCUGAACAUCCUGGGGGUGCCGGGGUCAGUACAGAGCCCCAACAGAGACCCCCAGGGGGCAAGGAAGAUCUGGUUGCAGCUUCAGGGACACAGAGACAGCCUGCAGAGGGCAAAGGAAUAUAUCAAAGGUCUCUGUGCCCCAGAGCUGAGUGAGGAGGUCCAUUACUCCAAAGACAUGCAGUGCAUAUUUUCAGGAGCCCAAGGCUUGUUCCUGGACUGCCUCACCCAAGGGACUUCUGCUCACCUUACCGAGGUUCGCCCGGGGGCUCUGUUGAUCUCAGGCUUGGCUGAAGCUUUCGUCAUGGCCCAGAGCCGGAUCCAGGAAUUCGUGGAAAAACACCAAAAGAACCCCAAGCUGCCCGAGGAGCGCGAAGCGCAGGUCAAGCGAACCUUCCGGGAUUUGGUGGAGAACUACGACGACAAGCACGCGAUGGACCUCUUGAUCUUGCCCACUGCAGUCAAGGAAGAGUUGCUUAACUUGGUGAAGGAGAUUCGAGAAGCGUCCCCUAGCUUUGGAGAAAACUCUUCACUGGAGUCGGAAACGGGGACUCUGGCUGCUGGGGGCAGUGGGCUUGAGCCACAAAAAAGGCUUCAGAAUACUCUUGGCACACCCGCGGGACUCUGCAGAAUCCAAGAUCCGAUCAGAACGAACAGUUCAGGUGUUGAUAUGCCUGCGGGCUUUCCUAGCCCUCCAGAAUCUCCUCAGAAAUCCCAAGGUCCAACACAGCCACACGGCUCUGCUAGGUUUCGAGAUGUUAGGACUAGCUUGCCCCCCAUGGCGGAUAGGCCUCAAGAACAAUCUCUUCCUCAGGCGUCGAGGAUUGGCUUCCCCCAAGGCUUGGCUGCGUCCGAAUGGCAUGCUAGGCCUCAGGACUUCAUGUCCAGUUUAAACGGUCCUCAGGCUUGGCCCGAGACCACGGCCGCGCUGAGACCAGCGCUUCCUAGGAGUUCUCCUAAACCCAUCCCAGGUGCAAAGACUCCUCCUAAGGCUCCGUUUUUUCCAGGUCUAGUAGAGUCUCGGGAAGAGAACCCAAAGGAAAGGAGAGACAGUCUCUCUAGGAGGGAGCCGAGCCCAGCUAGCUUGCCAGAGAUGAGUGAGGAGCAGCCAUCGUCGAAUGUCCAGCUGUCAUCCUGGACUGAGAAGGAGUUCAGAAUGAGGCUCAACUUCUUCAAAACCAUGGGCUACGAGGAGCAGGUGGUCAGGAAGGUCUUGUUGGAAGGUGGGGUCCGGGAAGCUCCUUCGACCAUCCUGGACAGGGUCCAGAUGGCCGAAGCAAGCCUAUCCCAGCAAGAAAACAUGGGCCUCCCUCGGCUGGAGCUGGGAGGAAAGGGGCCUUCUCCCUCUCCCCCAGAACAAAAACAGGACGAGAACGAAUACGUCCGGGAACUCAUCAAGGCCGCCGUGGCCAACUGUGGCCACUCGCCGAGUGAGAUCCCCACAGAGAUCCAGACUGGAGCCCCACUGGCCGAUCUGCUGAGGCGGCUGCAUGAGAAGGGGGAGCAAGUGAACGAAACGGAGGGUGCCGCGGAGACUUCAGCUGCAAAACUGGAACCAGAAGAGCCGUUUGGAAUCCGGAGCGCCUCCACCUCGGAUGAAAGGGAGUCUCAUCAGCAGAGACCUGGCUGGGAAGCAAGCCGUGGGUCCCCUUUCCGUGAGGGUACCUGGGUGUCCCCAGUUCACCCAGAGGUGGCCGCUUCCCCUUCGGGCUCUUCCCCCGCUGUUCACCCCACGUUUGCCCCAUCAGAGGCUAUGGGGAGUUUUCCCACCCAGAGCCCCAGCUUAGGGCCUUCCCAGAAAAGUUCUGUUCCCACGGUAACUGGAGCUCAGCGCUUCGAGGAGGCUCUCCAGACUGAGUUCCAGCUCAGGCUGCUUGAUGUCCCAGGCAAGAAGAACCUACGGGGGGUCAUCAUUGAUGGCAGCAAUGUCGCCAUGAUGCAUGGGCUCAAGCAGUUCUUCUCUUGCCGGGGGAUUGCGCUAGCGGUACAAUAUUUUUGGGAUCGUGGGCAUCGCGAAGUGAGCGUGUUGGUACCUGAGCAUCGAAUGGAAGAAUGUCCCAACGUGAGAGAGAAACACUAUAUGGACGAGCUAAUAAAACUGAACAUCCUCUCUCUCACACCAUCACGUAAAAUAGAUGGGAAAGGCGUUGUGCCGUACGAUGACAGGUUGAUGCUCAGGCUUGCGGAACAAACUAACGGUGUCAUCGUCACCAACGACCAGUUCAGGGAUCUUGCAAAAGAGUCCAAGAAGUGGGCCAGGAUCAUCAAGGAAAGCCUUCUCCAGUACAUCUUCGUGGGGAACAUCUUCAUGGUUCCAGAUGACCCCUUGGGCCGUGAGGGACCCACCUUAGCAGAAUUCCUGAAGAAAAGUCCCGGGACCAAGGCUAUGAACUGUCACUCCUUCAGCGGCCGUUCGGUGCCCACCCCUGUGCCGAUGCGGCCUGCCUCGCAGACGGAAGUCCUUCAGCUGAGAGACAGGAGGCCACCGGGUGGGUUGUCCGGCAGUCCAAAGAGAGGCGCCACCCCAGAGAAGGAGAGGCUUCGGCCUAAAGCAGAGACCGAACGGCUGAGGAGGGAACUUCUAGAGAUCUUUGUGGAUCAGGACAAGAAAGUGGAUUUUGUUCUUAUGCGGGAGCCUUCCUGCCAAGACCUCAACAAGCUUUCAGAAGCAAUUCUCAACCUGACGUUUUGAACUAACAAAUUUCUAAUACCCUAACCUGGACACGCACAUGGGGGGGGGGAGCCUUCAUGGCAGCUCUAAACAAGAUGGUUUUGGACUAUCCGUGCGAGUCCUUUGAGACCCCACCUGCUGAUGAGAGAACUGCGGAAGACACCUUUGCCGUCUUAACACUGUGAUAAGAUGACGUUGCCCUUUUUUGUACCAAAAUUAUGGAGUCCUUGGCUGACAGAUCACUUCCCUUUUACUAGCCGGGAGCAAAAUCUCUUAGUUUCAGAAAGAAGUGGUCUUCAGAGUCACACCGAAGUAACUCAGGGUUAAGUUACUCUACACAAUAUGGCCAUUGUAUGGCUCGCCAAAAGUAUGCAGAGCAAUAGCGAACCCUGUAGCACAGCUUCCUUCUCUCAUAGAAGGAAGUUCCACUGUGAAUAUUUAACAUUCCAUGGAUCAUUCCUGCCCUAAAAUAACAUCAGGAAUUGCUCUACGAGAGGCGUUCGAAGUAGGAUUCCAGACGGUACAUGAGGGUUGGGCAGCUGGUAGCUCUCUUAGAUGCCGGACUCUUAACUCCCAUCAGUCGUAGGCAUUUAUGAAGGAUUAUGGGAGUGAUAGUCCAGUCAUCUUGGAGGGCCACGUGUUGUCCAUCUUUGGUCUAUGCAGCAAUACAGUGGGUACAGUUUCUGGGAUUAAAGCCAUGACUCCCAGUACAAUUUUUAAAAAGGUAGGGAGGUAUUAGGGUAGCUUACUUUAGGUCUUGUUGAAAAAUAACAACUGGGAAACGGAUUCUUUUCCUUCCAGAGUGGGGGAAGAAAAUAUAGUGGCCCAAGUAAAGGUAGCAAAAUGACAAGAAAGUGCCAUUUUAAAUUGCAGCUCAGUUCCUUGAAAAAUUGUUUUUUACUAUUUGAAUUUCGAAAUAUGGUCCUCUAAACAUAACUGAGCAUAUUCUCCAGAUAUGAAAGAUAUCUGACAUUUUUACCGUGGAGAUUUUUUAAAAGUCCCUUCUGAAAUUAAGAUCAUAAUGAAACUUCUUAGAUUUUUUUAAAGUGCCAAAUUAUUCAAAACAGAUACCCAUCCCACAAAAAAAAAAAACAUUGAAAGGAACCUUCAAUAUCCUGUUUAUUCUAGAGAGAGAGAGAGGAAAAAAAAGGAAAUUGUGCAUUGUUUUUCACAUUCUCAAUCAAAGGCGGUGAGAGGUAGAAAAAGAGCUUUUGCUUUCUUCAUAGAAACUUGAAUAAUUUUUGAAAGCUAGCUAGGAAUUUGUGAUUUCUGACCAAACGAUAUUUCUCUUGAUCUAAUAAUAAUGAAUUUUGAUAUUGUACAGCAAAAGGAAUAUAAUGCCAUUCAGGAGGAAUGAUUCCCAGCUUGGAAAA
Pogona vitticeps (central bearded dragon) is the source of this 4225-nucleotide messenger RNA. NCBI's taxonomy places the organism in Eukaryota, Metazoa, Chordata, Lepidosauria, Squamata, Agamidae. The record is from RefSeq and is a predicted model, not a curated record.